AUGAUGAUUUUAUUCUUAAUUAUUUAGUAGAUACCCAUCUACAGUUCCUAGAAAGCUGUUGCUUUAUAUCCAACAGUAGGAGAAUACUUUGAAUACGUUCUAGAUGAUGUUUUAUACUACUUAUAAAAGACUAUUAAAACACGUCAGGUAGAAUCUAUAAAAUGCAAAAUAAGUUCUCAAAUACCAAAUGUGGAAUUAAUCAAUUAAUGGGAAGAAAUUUAUGGAACAGAAGGAAAUUGUAAAUAUUAUCAAUGACAUUAUAGAAUUUUAGUCAGUAUCAACAAAUUAGACCCAUUUUGCUACGCUUUCAAAACAAAAUGAAGUUACUUUAUACGAAUGGAAGAAUUAAGUACUCUAAUAAAUUGGACAGUCUUAACAAAUCGAAUCCUCAUUUAUUUGUUUUAGCAUAAAUUUGUCUUUAGAGUUUGAAAUUUUACUUGAUUGUUAUUAGGAGAAAUAAUUGUAUUUAAUGAGAAUACUAGAUGCAAAGAUGAAUAUAGUUUUUUAAUCCUCAUCAUAAGAGCCAUAAUCAACCAAAGUAUAAUCUAUUUUUAAUGGAACAACUGCUUUUAUAGUUUAUGCCUAAUAUUUUAAUAAUUACUCCCUUCUCUCACUAUUAUCAGAUUAAUUUAAUAAUAUGAGUAGCUACAAUGUUAAGUUUGUAGAAUUUAGUAUCCCUAUUAAAAUAGAUCCUAAUAUUUAUGUUCUAACCUCAACAAGUAUCUUAAUGUUUUCAAUAUCUUCAGAGUCUACUUUCAAACUAGAAUAUACUUACAUUUACAAAUCAUGUUAUAAUUUAUCUAUGAUAAAUGCUUAUAAUAACUUUUAGAUUUUUUCUUCCUGUGAUUUUGUAUAUGUUUUAUGUCCUUUAUCAAAGCCAGUUUUAACACUACUAUCAGGUUGUUCUGGCCUAUUAACUAAAUAAUAUAAUUAAAAUGUGAAUUAAACUUUUAAAAACGUACACCAAAAUAACUAUUAUACAAUAUUUUAAUUUACAGAUAAAAUACAAAUUUAUUAUUAGCUAGAAUAAUUUUAUGAAUAGGAGCACAUUUUUUUAGAUGAUUCAUAAUUAUUUUUAAACGGAUUUAAUGAAUUAUUUUCAUUUAAUUAAAAAAUCUUUGCUUAUAGAAUUUCAUAACCUACUUUAUCAUUAAACUUCACUAACUAAACUAUUGCAAAAAAUUAUAAACAAUUUAGCUUGAAUUGUUUAAGAAUUGAUAAAAUGGAUGCAUUUAUAGUAUUAUUUUUAAUAUUUAACUUUUGGAUUAGAAUGAUACUAAUAUUUAUGUAACUACUGAUGUAUUUUUCAAUUAGUAUUAACUUUAAUAGAAUUACAAUUCUAUAAUUAGUUUUUUGAACUUUUCAGGGCCUGCGCUUCAGUAUUCACUAAAUUCAGAAAGCAGUUCUUAAGGCUUUUAUUAGAUAACUUAUACUAAAUUAGCUGAUAUAUAUUAAACAUAUACUUUUGCACAACUUGUUAAAUAAUCCUAUGUUCUUGGUUUUUUUUUGAUUGGAUACAAUGGUUCAUCGCUUGAUUAUAAUUAUUGCUAUCAACCAAAUUAAAAAUCACCCUAUUAAUGCUCUAUUAAAAAUUCAUCAUAAAUUUCUAUCAAUGCAGAUUAAUUAUAGACUGCAUAUAGUUCAUAACCUAUGAUGGUAAUAGCAGGGUUAAAAGAAAAUUCGACAAUUUACUUGUUUAAAUUUUACUAUAACAGUCAACAUAAUAUUGAAUAAUCGAAUUUUACAUUUUAAGAAGUAUUCUCAGAUUUUCUUGUAGCUUAUCAAUAUAUUAUAAUUUUAUAUCUAAAUAAAGAAAUCUAAAUACUAUCUUUAGAUUACACAAAUAUUGUUACAUUAAAUUAAUAAUUAAUAAAUAAGCUUUUCAAAAAUAUUCAAUUUAAUCCAAUAUAAAUUGUUAUGAAUACUUAAUUGUUAUCUUCUUUACUAUUUAUCAAUAAUAUCAAUGAAGUUAUCAUAGUUUCAAUAGGUUAAAAUAACAUUCCAACCCCUAUUUCAGUGAUUUAAGUAAAUUUCAAAAUUUAAUAAAUAAAUUUAGUAAACUAAUAACUCAUUUUAUCAUACAUUUGCAAUAAUGAUCAGAAUAUUUGUUUCAAAGUUUGGAACUAUAACAAUUUACCUAAAUAUUAUUAUUCAAAAAGCAUGUAUAGUGUAAAAUUUGAUAAUAAUAUGAUUAUAUAAUCUGAUAAUUAGUACUUUUAUGUGACUUUUAGUAAUUAUACCGUUUAUAUUUAUAAUCCUUCUUUACCACAGCAUAUGAGUUUCUAUUAUAUCCUCGAAUUGGCAUCACCAAUAGUAUGCACUUCAGCUAUUUUUUUGAUGCAAGACAAUUUUAACUCUGCAGUACUUUUUUAUAACAAUAGUUUUUUCAAUCUUAAUAAUUUCUAAAUAUUCAAUUCUUCUUUUGAUGGAGGCAAUCCAGACGUAUACUACACAAAAACCUACCCUUAAGUGAUAUAUAAUUAUUCUGUAGUUUCAGGAAUAAAUCCAAAAUCUGUCUACCAAACUCCUAAUGAAAGUAUUUCUUAUUUAUCAAAUUUCACAACUUUUUAGAAUCAAAAACAGUAGCAAAUUCAACUUACUUAAGAUAAUUUAAUACUUAGGCCUAUAAAUUAGUCAUCUGAGAUUAAUUCAAUUGCAAUCUAAUAUCCUAUCAGUUUAAUCAU
Messenger RNA from Paramecium octaurelia, 2684 nucleotides. Lineage: Eukaryota; Ciliophora; Oligohymenophorea; Peniculida; Parameciidae. The record is from the annotation of a GenBank genome assembly.